Hordeum vulgare subsp. vulgare (domesticated barley) is the source of this 2840-nucleotide messenger RNA. RefSeq names its product phenylalanine ammonia-lyase-like. The coding region runs from base 434 to 2557 and encodes 707 amino acids. Gene Ontology annotation, molecular function: ammonia-lyase activity. Gene Ontology annotation, cellular component: cytoplasm. The record is from RefSeq and is a predicted model, not a curated record. NCBI's taxonomy places the organism in Eukaryota, Viridiplantae, Streptophyta, Magnoliopsida, Poales, Poaceae. The transcript has a single exon. Gene Ontology annotation, biological process: L-phenylalanine catabolic process.
GCGUUCACCUCGCAUGGCACCGCACAUAGUAAAAUAGUAUCCCGUUAUCGCAGCAGCUUCGUCUUCUUUCUAGUCCGCACGCACGAGGCCACCAACCCCACCUUCGUGCUCACCCGGCCAAUUCCAGCGGUCAACACCACCAUUCGAAUCACGGUCCACUCCAAUUCCCAGUUCCUCACCCACCGUGGUUGCGCUACCUAUUUAAAUCCUUCCCUCUCCUCCAUUUCCAUCCAAGAAGAGCAUCCCUCACUUCUCCUGCUCCAACGAGCUCUUCUCUCUUACGGCUGCUCCACACAUUCAUCAGCCAAUAGCCACAUCAAAAAUCCAGCUAACACAGUAAACAUCACCAGUCUCUAGUCUCUAGUCUGUACUCCAGCUCCCCUCUCUCACAACUGCUCCAAGGAGACUUCAAGACAAAGUGUCGAUCGAACCAAUGGCAACCAAUGGCAACGACGGUUUGUGCUUGGCGAAGCCGCGGAGUGCUGACCCGCUCAACUGGGGGAAGGCGGCGGAGGAGCUGUCAGGGAGCCAUCUGGAUGCCGUCAAGCAGAUGGUGGAGGAGUACCGCAAGCCGGUGGUGGUCAUGGAGGGCGCAAGCUUGACCAUAGCCCAGGUCGCAGCUGUGGCCGCGGCUGGCGAGACAAGGGUGGAGCUCGACGAGUCCGCUCGCGGCCGCGUCAAGGAGAGCAGCGACUGGGUUAUGACCAGCAUGGCAAACGGCACCGACAGCUACGGUGUCACCACCGGUUUCGGCGCCACCUCCCAUCGGAGGACCAAGGAGGGCGGCGCUCUGCAGAGGGAGCUCAUCCGGUUCCUUAACGCCGGUGCGUUCGGCACUGGCAGCGACGGCCAUGUGCUGCCCGCGGCCACCACGCGUGCGGCGAUGCUUGUCCGCGUUAACACCCUUCUUCAAGGCUACUCUGGCAUCCGCUUUGAGAUCCUCGAGACCAUCGCCACGCUGCUCAAUGCCAACGUGACACCGUGUCUGCCGCUCCGGGGCACCAUCACGGCUUCCGGUGAUCUCGUCCCGCUCUCCUACAUCGCGGGACUUGUCACCGGCCGCCCAAAUGCCGUGGCUGUUGCUCCCGAUGGCACAAAAGUUAAUGCUGCCGAGGCAUUUAAGAUUGCCGGUAUCCAACACGGCUUCUUUGAGUUACAGCCCAAGGAAGGCCUUGCUAUGGUUAAUGGCACGGCGGUGGGCUCCGGGCUCGCGUCCAUUGUUCUCUUUGAAGCCAACAUCCUUGGUGUCCUUGCUGAAGUUUUGUCAGCCGUGUUCUGCGAGGUGAUGAAUGGCAAGCCAGAGUACACCGACCACCUGACACACAAGUUGAAGCACCAUCCUGGACAGAUCGAGGCUGCGGCCAUCAUGGAGCACAUCCUGGAGGGCAGCUCCUACAUGAUGCUCGCGAAGAAACUUGGUGAGCUCGACCCAUUGAUGAAGCCAAAGCAAGACAGAUAUGCUCUUCGCACAUCGCCGCAAUGGCUUGGGCCACAAAUUGAGGUCAUCCGUGCAGCGACGAAGUCGAUCGAGCGCGAGAUCAACUCUGUCAAUGACAACCCACUCAUUGACGUGUCUCGUGGGAAGGCAAUCCAUGGUGGCAACUUUCAGGGCACGCCCAUCGGUGUGUCCAUGGACAACACGAGGCUUGCCAUUGCUGCAAUUGGCAAGCUCAUGUUUGCCCAAUUCUCGGAGCUAGUGAACGACUUCUACAACAAUGGCUUGCCCUCCAACCUCUCUGGUGGUCGCAACCCAAGCCUGGACUAUGGCUUCAAGGGUGCCGAGAUCGCCAUGGCAUCAUACUGCUCGGAGCUUCAAUUCUUGGGCAACCCUGUGACCAACCACGUCCAGAGUGCGGAGCAACACAACCAAGACGUUAACUCCCUUGGAUUAAUCUCGGCCCGGAAGACCGCUGAGGCCAUCGACAUUCUGAAGCUCAUGUCCUCUACGUUUUUGGUUGCGCUCUGCCAAGCCAUCGACCUGCGCCACCUCGAGGAGAAUGUCAAGAACGCAGUCAAAAGUUGUGUCACAAGAGUGGCUAGGAAGACCCUAAUCACAAAUGACAUGGGUGGCCUCCACAACGCUCGUUUUUGUGAGAAGGACCUGCUCCAGACAAUCGACCGCGAGGCAGUGUUUGCGUAUGCAGACGACCCUUGCAGCGCCAACUACCCUCUCAUGAAGAAGAUGCGUGCGGUGCUGGUGGAGCACGCCCUGGCCAAUGGUGAGGCUGAGCGCAACGUGGAAACCUCGGUGUUUGGCAAGGUUGCCAAAUUCGAGCAGGAGCUCUGUGCUACACUACCUCAGGAGGUUGAGGCUGCUAGAGGUGCAGUGGAGAAUGGCACCGCCGCAGAACCAAACCGUAUCGUAGACUGCCGGUCAUACCCUCUGUACCGGUUUGUGCGCGAGGAGCUGGGCACGGUGUACUUGACCGGAGAGAAGACUCGGUCACCCGGCGAGGAGGUGGACAAAGUGUUCGUUGCCAUGAACCAGGGUAAGCACAUCGAUGCGCUGCUGGAGUGCCUCAAGGAGUGGAACGGCGAGCCCCUCCCUAUCAGCUAAUCAAUGAGAUGAAGAGAAGAUGCCGUGCUUCACUAAUUCUGAAAACUGAUAAUACUGUUCUUUUAUUUUAUUUUAUUUUUCCUCUUCUAAAGAGCUGAUGCAUUAACGUUCUUCCGGAGCUAGAGCUUCUGCUUAUGUAAGUGAAAGGGUAUAAAUUUUCAUGACAAAUGUUCAAGUUGUUGAAAUGAAUCCAAAGAAGCCAGAGCUGUAUCAACAAGUACAUUGAUGUACCACAUUGCAUUGCAAGUCAUCGAACAAUUAGAUUAUCAUACAUGUUCAGGCA